AUGUCGCAGCAACAGAAGAACGAAUUCUCAGAGAAGCUGAUGAUCAGCGCCGAUGGCCAGAAGACGGCUUCGGAGAAGAUUCCUCAGAUCGCUAGGCCCUUUGUCAGCGAGAAGGCGUUGAAGUAUCUCGACAUUGUCGAGAAGUUCGUCGAAGAAGAAUGUAUCCCCGCCGAUGCCGUCUUCCAGCAACAAAUCGGUGACACGACAGCCGAACGCUUCAGUGGACACCCAGCCAUCAUUGAAGACCUCAAGAAGCGUGCAAGAGAACUAGGACUAUGGAACAUGUUCCUCCCAAGGAACCACUUCAAGGAGGGAGCUGGCUUCAGCAACUUGGAGUACGGACUGAUGGCCGAGUACCUGGGCAAGAGUCGCACCGCCUCCGAGGCCACCAACUGCGCCGCCCCUGACACUGGAAACAUGGAGGUCAUUGCCAAGUACGGAACACAAGCACAGAAGGACAAAUGGCUCAAGCCGCUGCUGGAGGGCGAGAUCCGUUCUGCUUUCCUCAUGACCGAGCCUGAUGUUGCCUCGAGUGAUGCCACCAACAUCACUCUGGAGAUCCGCAAGGAGGGCAAUGAAUACGUUCUCAAUGGCUCUAAAUGGUGGUCAUCUGGUGCUGGUGACCCACGCUGCAAGAUUUACAUCACAAUGGGCAAGUCGGACAAGAACAACCCCAGCCCCUACAAGCAACAGAGUGUUGUCCUCGUACCAGCAGACACCCCCGGAAUCACUAUCCACCGUAUGCUGGGUGUCUUUGGCUACGAUGAUGCUCCUCACGGUCACGGUCACAUCUCUUUCAAGAACGUUCGCGUACCUCUGGACCACAUCGUUCUUGGCGAGGGCCGUGGUUUCGAGAUUAUUCAAGGCCGCCUUGGCCCUGGUCGUAUCCACCACGCCAUGAGAAGUAUUGGUGCUGCCGAGAAAGCUCUCGAGCUCUUCGUCGCCCGCCUCAACGACCCCCGCAAGAAGGCUUUCGGUAAGCUCCUGAACGAGCAUGGUGUAAUGAUCGAGCGUAUCGCCAGAUCUCGCGUCGAGAUCGACUCCGCCCGUCUCUCUGUCCUCAACGCUGCAAUCACAAUCGACACCAAGGACGCCAAAUUCGCCCUCAAGGAGAUCGCUGAAGCCAAGAUCCUUGUCCCCACCAUGGCACUCAAGGUCAUCGACCGCGCCAUCCAAGCAUACGGUGGUGCCGGUGUAUCACAAGACACACCGCUAGCAAACAUGUACGCUCAAGGCCGAACCAUGAGAAUUGUAGAUGGCCCCGAUGAGGUACAUUUGCUGCAAUUGGGCAGGAAUGAGAACAAGAGGGGCAAGUUCUUGCUGGAUAGGUUGGCAUGGCAGAAGAAGAAGAGUGAGGAGAUGGCUUCCAAGCAUGGUAUUAAGCUCAGAGAUGUUCUGCAGCUUGACCGUGUCAUGUCUGAGAAGGCUAAGCUCUAG
Aureobasidium pullulans EXF-150 is the source of this 1437-nucleotide messenger RNA. RefSeq names its product acyl-CoA dehydrogenase NM domain-like protein. The record is from RefSeq and is a predicted model, not a curated record. The transcript is spliced from 4 exons. Bases 1 to 1437 code for a protein of 478 amino acids. Gene Ontology annotation, molecular function: flavin adenine dinucleotide binding; oxidoreductase activity, acting on the CH-CH group of donors. Lineage: Eukaryota; Fungi; Ascomycota; Dothideomycetes; Dothideales; Saccotheciaceae.